AAAUAAGUGGGAUUUGGUGAAAGUGAAAGGAUCCAAGAAAUUUCAAAAUGGCUCUUAAAUAAGCAUUUUUCCCAUCUUUUAUUCACGUGUCUCGUGCCUUUAAUGCACCGGAGCCCUGAAGGUCCCUGAGCCCCAGUUUGGAAACCACUCACCGGUUUAUUUUACAGCCACAGAGGCCAGCAAAUGCUGUUGUCAAUCAGUCAGUCGAGACGCACCUCCUUUCCAGUUGGGAGCGCACCGCGGCUUCGCAUCUGGAUUUUACGCGUCGGUCGGUCCACGCCUACAAGACUGCCCGCCUCCCCCGCUGCAGCCCGCACACUCGGCUGUGGGCUUUUCGCGGCGGAGACCUGUCGUCCUCUCACCCUUCACGGCUCCUCCAAUUUGUCAGAUCUCGUCUCUCUUUCCUUUCCAAUGGCCGUCCGUGGCGUGAUUUGCAUUCAGCAGCGCAAUAGUUAAUGAGUGCCGGAUGCGCCCUCACUCCAGCAGACCGCUACAGUACGAAGAUGGCGUCGGAGGGAGCCAGCGGGGAGCACCCUCCUCCGGUACAAACACUGGCAGCCGCCGUGCUGGGAAGUGUCGACACGAAAUGUGAGUUCAACAUGGAUAACCUGAGCAAGCCAGAGCUGCUCACCCUGCUGAGUAUCAUGGAGGGAGAGCUGGAGGCCCGCGACCUGGUCAUCGAGGCCCUGAGGGCUCAGAGGAAGGAGGUGUUUCUCCAAGAGCGAUACGGCCACUACAGCCUGACCGACCCCUUCCUGGCGCUCCAGAGGGACUUUGAGUGCGGGGUCCCCGGAGGAGACAAGGAGCGGCGGCCCCUGGGCUCCAGCCCCAUCUCUGUGCUGGAGGCCGUCAUGGCCCACUGCAGGAAGAUGCAAGAACGCAUGUCAGCCCAGCUGGCCGCCGCCGAGAGCCGCCAGAAGAGGCUGGAGAUGGAGAAGCUGCAGCUCCAGAGUUUGGAGCAGGAACACCGCAAGCUGACGGCACAGCUGAAGGACGAGCGCGAGAAGAACAAGCACAUUGUUAUGAUGUUGGUGCGCGAGUGCAAGCAGCUUGCCACGCGGGUGGUAGAAGAGUCGCAGCGCUUUGACGAGCUCCAGGCUCGCCUGGAUGAGGAAAGUCGCACCUCUGGCCGGCUGCAGGAAGAGCUGAGCACAGAGCGGCAGCGUAGCCAACAGAUGGAAGCCAAGAUGGAAAAGCAGCUGUCGGAGUUUGACACAGAGCGGGAACAGCUGCGCGCCAGGCUGGGCCGCGAGGAGGCCGAGAGCCACAGUCUGCGGCAGCAGGUGGAACAGCUCAGGACUGAACAGGGCGAUGCGAAGGAUGUUUCCGCUGUCGCCAAACCUGCAGCUGCUGGAGCAGAACCUGCUGCUGCCACCAGCCCACCACCCAAACCGAAAGCUCUGACGUCUGUUUCUGUAGCCACGGAGCCCAUCAGCUCCCGAACGGCGUCUUGCCAGACUGACCUGCCCCCCACUGAGGUGGAGGGUCCCAAGAAGACCCCCCUCACCAUACCCGUCAAACCAACCCCUGCCAACUAUGUGGGCCUGAGCCUGCCAAAGACGACCGGCCGUGGGAUCGUCCACAGCAGCUCAGGAGGACUGGCACAGGCAGAGAAUGGCUCGGAGGGCCAGGUCCCUCAUGGCCUGCCUAGCGGAGUCAGCCCCCGUGUCCAGGCGGCCCGUUACAAGUUCCAGGAACAGGACCAAAAUGGCACGGCAUCCCAGAGUCCUCCAGCCCGUGACCUCUCCCCCACCAACCGAGACAACUUUGCCGCCAAGCAGCAAGCACGCCACACUGUCACGCAGGUCCUUUCACGGUUCACUAGCCCUCCUGCAGGAGGUGCCGGACCCCUGCGUCCAGGCCUGCCCCACUCUGCCUCAGAAGGAGGCCCUUUCCCCGGCCGCCUGAGCCAUCCCAUUGGCCUCAAGUCACCCACAGUGGCCAGGAUCGACCGGGGAAACCCUCCCCCUAUCCCUCCCAAAAAGCCAGGGCUUUCCCAGACCCCCUCUCCUCCUCAUCCACCCAUCAAGGUGGUGGGGGACAGCAGCCGCUCCCCUGGGGCUGGACUAAAACCAGCCACGCCCCAGCUGCCGCCCAAACCCGCCCUGGAUCUGGUCCCAGCCCUGGCGGCCUCUCAGGUGGGUUCCUGUUCCCCCUCUCGCUCCCCGGGGCCUGGCCGGGGCCCUCAACGGCAGCCAGCAGCAGCAUGUGCAGAGUGUCCUCCCAUCGUCAGCCCUGCCACCGCUGUCAGUAGUCCCUCCUCCAUAAACCCCCCCUCCACCUCCUCAUCCAUUAGUGCUUCAUCCUCCCGUAGCUCCCGUGCCUCAGCAGGCAGCCCCCUGGCAACAGCAUCAGGCUGGUGUCCCUCCGUAGUCUCCUCUCUAAGCGGCGGUGGGCCUGCUGCCCUGGACGGCGGGCGCCCCCUGCUUCCCCAAGCUGCUUCCCAGGGAAAUGUCACUUUAUUGUCAAUGCUGCUUAACCAACCAGACCCGACCACCAUCGCCAACGCCACCUGUACCACCAACACCACCUCUACCACCGCCAUGGAGAAUAAACCCAAUCAUCUUGACCGAGAACGCCAGAUCUACCACAACCACAACCAAACCUCUGCCUUGUUUGCUGCUGCUCAGAAUGGACACACAGAGUGUGUGAAGCUGCUGCUGUCUUCAGGGUCGUCCGCUGAUGUGUCGCACGAAAAUGGAUUCACACCUUUACACUCUGCUGCCGCCCACGGCCACAGCAGCUGCGUGGAGGUGCUGCUGGCUGCAGGAGCUGCCGUGGAUUCGGCGGCGGCGGGGGGACAGACUCCUCUCUUCCUGGCCUGCGAGGCCGGCAGGCUGGACUGUGUCCGCGUCCUGCUGAACGCCGGAGCUGACCGCUCGUGGACCACGACGGACGGCUGCACGGCUCUGCACGCGGCCGUGCGCUCAGGACACGUGGACACGCUGCGUCUCGUCCUCUGCCACCCGAACCCCGAGGGUGACCCCACUGUGGCGCCCGACCCCCCCGCCACCCUGGCUCUGCCCGCUGCCCUGCUGAACCAGGCCAACAGUGACGGCUGGACUGCCGCACACAUGGCCGCCGCCCUCGGCCUCAAGGAGUGUCUGGACGUGCUGUGCAGCCACAGCGAACAGGACAUCGAGAGGAGGGAUAAGUGUAAUCGCACCAUUCAUGACGUGGCAACUGAUGACUGCAAAGAUCUACUUGAAAACCUCCACUCUUACCGGGUCCUGGUGCGUCUCCAGUGUUCAGGUGGAGGAGGAUCAGGGUCCAUGUGUCCUGUGGAGGCCCUGGAGGAGGAGGCGAAGGGAGUGGCCAGCAGCCAGUUGGUGCUGGGCAGAGUGUCAGUGGACCGGUCCGUGGGUUGGUCCCAGCUGAGCUCCACCCUCCGCCACACCUUCACCUCCUUCCUCCAGACCCUCUGUGGAGAAUGUCAGACGUCCAGAGAGGAGGUGCAGCGCCCACCGCUGGGCCUCAGCCCUGCCAGUAUCGCCUCCAUCCUUAUAGGAGACACCGAGUGGUUGCCCGGUCAGGAGCUGCCCGUAUCCCCCUGGGACCUGGUCCGAAAGCCUCUAAGCCAGUGCAUCACCAUCCGCCUCAAAGGUCUGUCUCAGUCGUGUCUCGAUGAGUUGGCUCUGGAGCACCUCUUCCCCCUGCCGCUGCUGCACAACUACGUUCGCCUGGUGGAACAGUAUGGAAACCUCAUCUUUCACGGGCUCGAGGGCAGCUGUCAGGAGUACAUCGCCAACAUGGUGGCUCGCUGCAUCAAGUCAAAGCAGGAGGCGGGGAGGCUCGGCUGUGACGUGGUCCGGGUGGAGGUGGAGGAGAGCCUGACCAAAGAGCAGCUGCUGGAGGCUUUCAUCACCUGUGGUUUCCUGGUGCCGGCGGUGGGGUCUGGGCGCCACGCUGGUCACAGUGUGGUCGUGCUGCUGGAAGGACUGGAGAAGGCUUCGUCCCUAACAGGCCUGCUGGGAGACCUCUGCCACAGUCUGGACAGCAGGGGCUCCGCUGCCCCGCUGGUUCUCAGCACCGGUCCCCACCACUUCCGGGAGGGCAGCUUCCUGAUUGCCACGCUGUCGAAGCCACGGCUGCAGGGAUCAGAGCUCCGUCUCCAGCAGCAUUUCCGCUGGGUAACGCUUCGCUGGGACCAGGAGCCGCUGCACGGCAUGCUGGGAAGACACCUGCGCAGGAAGCUGCUUCAUAAGGUGGGGACUGGAGUUUGGUCACCCGAUGGUGUCAUGGAGCGGUCGGUGCUGUGGGUGAACCAGGUCUGGCAGCAGCUCAACGCCUGUUUGUCCCGUCUGGGGACCCACGAGGCCUUGCUGGGCCCGCAGCUCUUCCUGUCCUGCCCUGUGAUCCCAAACAACACACAGGCAAUCGUCAGGUGGCUGGCUCGGCUCUGGAACGCUGUGGUCGUCCCCCGUGUGGAAGAAGCCAUCAUCUCCCGGGUAACGGCCAAGCGCUCCACCUCCUCCUCCUCCACCAUCUCCUCCUCAUCAUCGCCGUCGUUGUCGCAGCGACCGUCUCUUAGCAACUGUGGGUUGAGCGCCGGGCAGCAGGCUGUGGUAAAAGCCGCCCUCAGCAUCCUGGUCAACAAGGCUGUUCUCCUGGGCUGCCCUCUGCCUCGGCACGAGAUUGACAGAUACCUGCUUGAGUUUCGCGGCGGGACCUUCCCUCUGUCAGCCAUUGGCUCCUAUAAAGGAGGUGGCGGCGGAGGAGGUAGAAAGGGGCGUGACGGCGGCAAGCUGAGGCGAUCCAACACCAGCCCUCGGAAGAAGGGAAGUCCCGCCUUAAACUGGAGCUGCGGCGGUUCCUUUAGAGAAGGUUCGCUGUCGAGCACUGAUGUCAGCUUCAUCGCCAACGGCAAAGAUCGGAGGGAGCCUGUCGGUCUGUCUCUGUUCUCCGACGACGAGACGGAUUUGAUCCGAGAGCUGCAGACCAUGUGCUCCAGCAAGUCCGAGCCAGACAUCAGCAAGAUCUCUCAGGCCAAAGACGACUUGAUCCUGUUCUCCAGCUCCCCCAGCGAGGUGGCGCCCGCCCGCAGCGCUGAGCAGGAAACGGCCAUCCAGCAGCGACCGCAGACGGUGAGGACAAACGGGACUGUCGCCCGUCAGUCCAGCCGCGGCUCCGUCCAGAGCAGCGACCGGCGUUCGGGCCCUCGCGCCAAGUCGCAGCUCCCCGUUCCUAGCAGCAGGGGGCAGCAGCAGACACGAGCCUCCACUGCCGCCAGCAGCAGCAGCAGCAGCCCCAGCCGCACCCAGACGCCCCCCAACCGCAGCAGAGCCACCAACAGCAGCAGCAGCAGAACAAAGCACGUUACCCCCAACAGCAGCAGCAGCAGCAGCAACAACAACAACAACUACUACCGCAACAACAUCAACGACAACAACCAAUCACACGAGGACAUCUGGAUCCUCCACAGAGACCUGCAUGAGAACAACAACGGCAGCAGCAGCAAGUAGACAUCCUCUCCCCCUCCACGAUUCUGCUGUGAACGACCCUCCAUAAUGUAAAGACUGGGUACCUGACGACCUUUGACUCUUAGUAUUUGUACUUGUUAUCCGUACUUGUUACACUGUACUACAGUUGUGUACUUGGGGACCAUAGUUUUAUUCUAUUACAGUAUUUGAAGUAUUUGAUUGCUUGGUUUGGUGAGAUCUUACGUGGGGGGAAGAAACGGCCGAAGGUAAUGCAGCAGGUUACUUUACUGUUGCCUUUUUCCAGUGUGUCAACCUGCAUAUUAUGGGAUAGUAUUCAGUAGACAAGAUACAGCGUAAGAAUUCACUGAGUAUUUGACUGGUUGAAACUGCCUCCAAACAGUACUGACACAGUAUUUUUGUGUACUUACAGUAAAAUACUGUGUUUCUCCUACUGGUAUAAGGCCAUUGAAGAGUAACUGAAGGUACUUACAGAUGUUACCUUUUAGAGGAAAAAGUGUUUUUGGAUCAAAGAAAGAGACGAGCAGGUUUUUAUUUUCUUGUUGUUUUUGCUAUUAAGUAUUUUGAGAUAUUCAAGUGUUUUAUCCUUAAAUAGUUGCAAGGUUGGUUUAAAUACUGUUGAAAUUAAUCAGGGUUUUACCAAAUAUAUUUGUAAAUAAGAAUUAGUAAGUUUAAAUGCUCUAUAGAUUGGUGUAUGUGGUAUGACGCUUGUACAGUGAUGAAACCUCGAAGCAAAACUGCUGAAAAAAGAAGACUUGUACAUAGUGUUUGUAAAACGAGUUUGGUUUUGAACUCUUCACUUGUUUCAAAGUGAAGGGGCUGUGGCAAUAAGUAAUAGAAUUGUAUAAACACAGGAUGUCCUCAAUCAACUGUAAGCCAUAAUAAAUAUUUUAAAUGCCCAUCAUGUCCCUCGAGUCACGUUCACUUUCACCCCGGCUGAGCCCUACAGUGUAACUCUUAUUUUUAUUUGAUUUUCUUGCUUUCCAUUAUCACUGUGUUCUUCGUAUGUUUUUACUUUUAAGGACUUAUUUUAAGCGGACAUUGUUUAUAUAUAAAUAUAUCUAUACAUAUGUACAGGAGAGAUUUUAGUCAACCUAUGAUUUUGAUCUGUACGAUAGCUGUUUGAGGUUUAAAGAAUUGUCUUUCAAGCACAAACAUUAAAAUGGCACUGUUGAAAAUCCCCA
This is a messenger RNA of Scatophagus argus, 6622 nucleotides long. RefSeq names its product cortactin binding protein 2 (gene cttnbp2). Gene Ontology annotation, molecular function: protein binding. The transcript has 23 exons. Gene Ontology annotation, cellular component: glutamatergic synapse. Lineage: Eukaryota; Metazoa; Chordata; Actinopteri; Scatophagidae. The record is from RefSeq and is a predicted model, not a curated record. Gene Ontology annotation, biological process: regulation of synapse organization. Bases 456 to 5462 code for a protein of 1668 amino acids.